UGGAAAGGGAUCGGGACCGGGACUGGAAAGGGAUCGGGAUCGGAAAGAGCGGGCCCGGCUGUCCCGAGUAUCGCGACUGUCCCGGAGCUGCGGAGGCAGCGCCGGGCACGAUUAAGAAAAGGACCAGGAGCAGGACAAGGACCAGGACCAAGAGCAGGAGCAAAACCAGAAGCAGGACAAGGACCAGGACCAGGACCAAAAGCAGGACCAGAAUCAGGACCAGGACCAGGAGAAGGACACGGAGCAGGAGCAGGAUCAGGAUCAGGUCAGCGGGCCCGGGGUGUCCGAACGCGGCCGCUCUCGGCGCUGCUGCCGCAGCCGCUCCUGUUGCUCUCCCCGCUCCAUCCCAUCUCAUCCAAAAGCAGCGGGGCUUUUAAACAGACGCUGCUCCUGCGAGUAGAGGGAGGAAAGAUCUGAAGAAAUCCCAGAGGAUGGCUUCUGAUGCCAGUCAUAUGCUGGAAGCAGCUUUGGAGCAAAUGGAUGACAUCAUUGCAGGCACAAAGUCAGCCACAGAGUAUGCUAAUGGUGGUUAUGAUAUUGUGUCACCUGCUCCAUCAGUGUACCUGGGCACAUUUCAAAUUCUGCACCUCCUGGAAGAUCUGAAGAUGGCCCUGGAGAUGCUGGAGGACCCUCAGGAGAAAGAAGCUCUGAGGAACCAAAUCCCAGGGGCCACAGCACUGUGUCUGAGGGAGUGGUUUGAGGAGAACCUGUCACAGGUGAACCAUCAUUCAUCCAAUAAUGAAACUUAUCAAGAAAGGCUGGCACGAUUAGAAGGUGAUAAAGAGUCCCUCAUCCUUCAGGUGAGUGUUCUCACAGACCAGGUGGAAGCUCAAGGAGAGAAAAUCCGGGACUUAGAAAUCUGUCUGGAGGGGCACCAGUUGAAGCUGAAUGCUACAGAAGAAAUGCUCCAACAGGAGCUGCUAAGUCGCACAUCGCUGGAGACUCAGAAAUUAGAUCUGAUGGCUGAAGUUUCAGACCUGAAGAUUAAGCUGGUUGGUAUGGAAAAGGAGCAGAGUGAAUAUGAAGAGAAACAGAACAAAGCUGAGGGUUUGCUACAGGAACUCAGACACCUCAAAAUUAAAGUGGAAGAACUGGAAAACGAAAGAAAUCAGUAUGAGUGGAAAUUGAAAGCAACCAAAGCUGAGAUAGCCCAGCUCCAGGAGCAGCUGGCUCUCAAAGAUGCAGAGAUAGAACGUUUGCAGAGUCAGCUCUCCAGGACCUCCUCAUACACUGAAGUGGCAGAAAGAGAGGAAGUUUAUAGGAGAAGGCUAAAAGAAAAACACCAAGAAGUUCAGAGGUUGAAGAUAGGAAUGGAGACAUUAUUGGCUGCAAAUGAAGAAAAGGACCGUCGGAUAGAGGAGCUGACACUACUGCUAAGCCAGUACAGGAGGGUCAAGGACAUCAUGAUUGCAGCUCAUGGCUCUCCUGUCUCUGGUGGCUGUGAAGAGGAACUUGAGGCAACUUUCAGGAAGUGGAAUCUUCUGAAUAACUCUCAAGGGGAAUUACUGAAAACAGAGGCCUCUGCAGGAGAGUUGCCACCAGCUGUGCUCCCCCCAGUGCCACACAAAAACAUGGAAAUCAGUGGAAGCAGUCCAGUACCUUCAAGUAAUUUAACCUCUCAGCAGGAAGACUCUUUGGAAGUCACAAAUAGGGCUCCACAGAAAAAAAAGUCCAGUAGUUUAGAAGACUUGCAGAGUGAAUCCUUAGAAAAGUAUGUAGAUGGAAAACCAGCACAGCCUGUUGUAGAACAAGAGAGUAAGCCAGUGGGGAAAGGCAGCAAGUACCAGACGCUGCCAGGAAAGCUGCCCCGAGCCCUGCAGAACGGGGAGCAGGGAAUGUACAGCUCCCCAGAGGGAUGUGGCACCAGUGACAACGAUGACAGCAGCGUCCCUGGCCUGAAUCGCGGCAGGAGUGUCAGUGCACCCGUGCUAGGGGAAACAGAGAACAUGGAUGGUACAGUGGUCUCGGAUGACCUCUCACCUUCGGGAACAGAUUCAGGUCCACAAUCUCCAUGGGCUCCAGAAAACAGAAAGAGUCCAAAAGGGAUCAAGAAAAUCUGGGGAAAAAUUCGAAGGACUCAGUCAGGUAACUUCCCUGCAGACGACCUGGGGCUGGCAGAGUUCCGGAGGGGAGGUCUGCGGGCAACAGCUGGACCACGCUUAUCCCGAUCCAAGGACACCAAAGGCCAGAAGAGCGACCACAAUGCCCCCUUUGCUCAGUGGAGCACUGAAAGAGUCUGUAACUGGCUGGAGGACUUUGGCCUGGGCCAGUACGUGAUUUUUGCCCGGCAGUGGGUGACAUCAGGCCACACGCUGUUAACUGCCACUCCUCAGGACAUGGAAAAGGAAAUGGGAAUAAAGCAUCCACUGCACAGGAAGAAAUUGGUUUUGGCCAUUAAAGCUAUAAAUGCAAAGCAAGAUGAGAAGUCUGCACAACUUGAUCAUAUCUGGGUGACACGGUGGCUUGAUGACAUUGGCUUGCCUCAGUACAAAGACCAGUUUCAUGAAUCCAGAGUAGAUGGGAGGAUGUUGCAGUACUUAACUGUGAAUGACCUUCUCUUCCUGAAAGUCACCAGUCAGCUGCAUCACCUGAGUAUUAAAUGUGCCAUUCACGUGCUGCACGUCAACAGCUUCAAUCCCCACUGUCUGCGCAGGAGGCCAGUUGAGGAGAACAACGUCUCUCCUUCCGACGUGGUGCAGUGGUCCAACCACAGGGUGAUGGAAUGGCUCAGAUCAGUGGAUCUGGCAGAAUAUGCACCCAACCUUCGGGGCAGCGGAGUGCACGGGGGCCUGAUCAUCCUGGAACCUCGCUUCAACGGUGACACGCUGGCCAUGCUCCUGAACAUCCCACCCCAAAAGACCCUCCUGCGGCGCCACCUCACCACCAACUUUAACGUGUUAAUUGGGCCAGAGGCACAGCAAGAAAAAAGAGAAACCAUGGAGUCAGCGGCAUACUCACCUCUGACCACCACUGCCAAAGUUCGGCCAAAGAAACUUGGAUUUUCGCAUUUUGGAAACUUAAGGAAAAAGAAGUUUGACGAAUCAACAGACUACAUUUGUCCUUUGGAUACAAGCUCAGCUGCUACAAAUGGUACUUCGAAAAACUACGGUGGCUACAAAGGACUUAGUCCUUUCACUGACAGGGAACUGGAUCAGGUGGGACAGACAGACUGAUGCCAUGCUCAUCUCAUCCUCUCCAUGCAUUCCAAAGCUUGCAAAUAACCAAAUGUUCCCCUAUAACAAACUCUUUGCUACAUCCGCAUGAACUCACAGAGAAAAGUAUUGGCUGUGGACACUGGAAAGAGUUCCAGACUAAGAAUGUUGGGGUUUUUUUAAUCAACAUCAUAAUAAGCUCAUCCACCCUCAAGCCCUUUUUCAGGACUAUGACACCUUUACACUCUGAAGAUCGAGGUAUUUUGUCAAUCAAGGGUGUGCUUGCAGGAAACAUAAGACUUUUGUACUUCUAGCUUUCAUAAUUUUAGUAUGGCACGCUAUUUUAUUUUCAUUAUCUUUAUGGGUGGUUUUUAAUGUAAUAAAUUCAUUUGGACAAACUUGUACAAAGCUAUUGAGUUAUAUUAAAGUACAACUGGAUUGUAUUUUUUAACAGACAGUAAUCAGAGAAUCCAACUGAAUUUUUCUUUCAUGGUGUACAGUGGGGAGUAGUUCUGCUUAGAUAAUAUACAUGAAGACAAUGCAUCAGCAAUGAACAAAUAAACCAAUAGUUAAUUCACUUUUGUAAUGUAGUAGUGAACUUGUGAAUGAAACUGUCUAGACAUCAUACAAAGAAAUGAUGAUAAAACCCAUCAAAUUUUAUUUCAACUUUGCUGUUGUGUAAAGGGAUGUAAACCCUGAAAAACGGAGCGCUCCUGGAGCCUUGUGUGAACUUCAGCAACACACAAGAGCCACACAGAGGCAGCUGGAGUAAACUGGCCUUUCUCCAGUGACAUAGAAACAGUUUAAGCCUAAUAAGAGAAUGGUCACAACCUUGAAAAGACUAACUGUGCAGGUAAUCUUUUCAUUUGCAUGGUUCAGUGCAUCUAACAUCCCAUUUGUGUUCACUGACUAACCGGGGUCUUUUUCCAUGUACUGCUUCUAAACAGGAGAAUCCCAUACCCUGACUAUGAGUGUGGAUGUCCACUUGCUCAGCUAGGGGUUGUGAGGGAAUGCAUUAACUUUGAGCCAAGAAUUGCACUGUGCAGUUGUUCAAGUGUGACAGAAAGCCUGGAUUUUUCUCUAGGAGCAUGCUCUGUCUAUUAAACAUGAUUUCUGAGCAGGAAAUCACAAUGCCCUAGAACUGGUGACAUUCCUAUGAAAAAAAGAGGUGGGAUUGUAUCAAGGACUUCUUGCCUGUGAAAGCCUACCAGAAACAAGUAGUGUCAGACCAUUCAGAAAUUAUUUUUCACUGAUAGUAUCAGUUAAGCUUUUUCUUUUUUCUGUGAAUUAGAGGACAAGUUUAAUGGAAUCAAUGUCUCUUAAUCAGCAUCCAGUCUUCCUAUCAUUAAAUGCAUUUUCACAUACCUUGUAGCAGAGAGGCAUUUUUGUUAAAGAGCUAUUCAACUUACCCCAACUUCAUUUGUCCAGGCACAGAUCCCUCCCAAAGCUGCAUGUAGAGUGAAUAAAAUUGCACAUGCUGUCUGAUUUGAA
Messenger RNA from Zonotrichia albicollis (white-throated sparrow), 4643 nucleotides. The record is from RefSeq and is a predicted model, not a curated record. Lineage: Eukaryota; Metazoa; Chordata; Aves; Passeriformes; Passerellidae.